Molecule: messenger RNA, 3435 nt
Organism: Parnassius apollo (apollo)
Lineage: Eukaryota; Metazoa; Arthropoda; Insecta; Lepidoptera; Papilionidae
Source: the annotation of a GenBank genome assembly
AUGUCCAAACAAAAUAUUAUGUUUCAUCCAAUUAUCAGUUCUAUUCAACGAAUAGCCCUAUAUGAAACUAAAGCGAGAUUUUAUCUCAUUGGUUCAAAUAACACCCAGACCAGAUUUCGGGUACUAAAAAUUGAUAGAACGGAUCCAAAAGAGCUAAUUUUAGUUGAUGAUAAAGUAGAAUAUAACAAGCAAGAAAUACACCAACUGUUAAAUAUGAUUGGUUUUGGCAAUAGAGGCAACAGAUCACCUGGUUUCAACAAACUUGUUUCCGCUUUUGGAAUAGUUGGCUUUAUUAAAUUCUUAGAAGGCUACUACAUUAUUUUAGUAACUAAGAGAAGAAAAAUUGCAGUGAUUGGUUCACAUUCCAUUUACAAAAUUGAAGACACUGCUACAAUAUACAUUCCUAGUGACAACACCAAGCCUCAACAUCCAGAUGAACAAAGAUAUUUAAAAAUGUUCCUAGCUAUAGACUUGUCAACCAAUUUUUAUUAUAGCUACAGUUAUGACAUAACCCACACAUUACAAAUGAACAUGGCACCUCCAAGAAAAUUAGCACCUGCAUUGUUUCCCAAGCCUAUCACUGCAGCAGUUUAUCACUCAAAUUUAAAUUCAGACAAUAGUGAAGAAAAUAAAUGCAUUUGUCAUGAUUGUGAUGAUGAUGAAGAUAUAUUUGAGACUUGGAAGCAACAGUUACAGCAAAGGCUGAAAAAAACUGGGGAACCAAUUCCAAAACUAGAAUUUGGUAUAAGGACAGUGCCAGAGUGGAGAUUUGUUUGGAAUAGUCAUUUACUCUCAGCGGUACACUCCUAUCUUCAUCCAGACUGGAUAUUAUACAUAGUACAUGGAUUUAUAGAACAGAGCAACCUAAAUAUAUUUGGUAGGCCAAUUUACCUAACGCUCAUAGCCAGAAGAAGUAACAGGUAUGCUGGUACUAGAUUCCUUAAAAGAGGUGCAAACUUACACGGUGAUGUUGCUAAUGAAGUUGAAACUGAGCAGAUUGUUCAUGACUCAAUGAUAUCAUCGUUUGCAGCUGGCAGGUUUAGUUCGUUUGUCCAGAUGCGGGGCUCUAUUCCCAGUUAUUGGUCGCAAGAUAUAUCUAAAAUGGUACCAAAACCAGCCAUUUCAAUUGAUUUGGGUGACCCGUAUGCUGAAAUACCAGCAAAACAUUUCAAUAAUCUAAUGAGAAGAUAUGGUUCGCCGAUUAUGAUCUUGAAUUUAGUAAAAAAGAGAGAGAAGAAAAAGCAUGAAUCACUAUUAACAGAUGCAAUUAGCAAUGCAGUAAAGUACCUGAACCAAUUUUUAUCUCCCGAGCAUGCUAUACAGUACUUCCAUUUGGAUAUGGCUAGAAUGAAUAAGGGAGCCGAUGCAAAGGUUCUUGAUAAACUGUCAGCAAUAGCCCGCACAGUAGUCCGUAGAACAGGCAUAUUUCUAAGCUCCAAGGGCUAUGAUGAUGAGACUGGUGUACCGGGGCAUCAAAGCGGACGCCUUCAGACUGGAAUAGUUCGAGUCAACUGCGUGGAUUGUCUAGACAGGACAAACACCGCACAGUUUGCUAUUGGCAAAUGUGUGCUUGCACAUCAGCUAUAUGCAUUGGGCCUUAUUGGUGAACCAGUUAUAGAGUUCGACUCAGACUGCGUGAGAUUACUAGAGGGAUUGUAUGAAGAUCAUGGAGAUACUCUCGCAUUACAAUAUGGUGGAUCACAAUUAGUUCACAGAAUAAAAACCUAUCGGAAAACAGCUCCCUGGUCGUCGCACGGCAAUGAUAUUAUGCAAACACUGAGCCGAUAUUACUCGAAUACGUUUUCCGACGCGGAGAAACAGAAUACAAUGAAUUUGUUCCUUGGACUCUUUGUUCCGGAUGCGGGCAAGCCGGCCAUUUGGGAAUAUCCUACUGAUUAUUACCUGCACCAUCCUGAGGCGAUAGUGUACAUUCCAAAUAAAAGGUCUUUAACAAAGUGGUGGGACGACGACGUCAUACGGCAUCUGCCGCUGCCGUGUAACGAGAUGCGGAAGCUGUGCUGCGAGAUCAUCGGCACGCAGGGCGACGGCGCCUUAGAGAUGUUAGACCCCUACCAAGAAUAUAACCGCCCCUUCGAGUACACCGUCUUUACAGAAUGCUUUGAGUUUAAAAUGUUCCACACGUUACGUGACUUGGCGCCAACAUUCUCGGAGAGCUUCAGUCCAUUUGUCGUUCGCGGCCGUAACGUGGGCCAGAACAAGGGACCGGCUUCGAAAAACCCUGUUAUUAGUGGCCGCUCCAGCACCAUAUCCAAUAAUUCUAGCGAGUAUAUGGUUAACAACUACAUACAGAAGACUACCAGGGCCUCUUGGUCGGAAGAAACAAUGAAAAAAGCAAUUGCAGAGGCAACAAAAUCUUCAAUAAAAAGUGCAGCUCAAAAAUAUGGAAUACCGUAUACUACGGUGCAACGUCAUGUAAAAUCGAAUAUUAGUAAAAAGCAUCUCGGCAGGUUUAAGCCUGUAUUUAAUGAAGAACAAGAAAAAAAUUUAGAAAAACAUUUAAGGGAUUUAGAUGCACUGUUUUACGGUCUGUCUAGAAAUGAAUUUAUGGAAUUAGCUGAUACGUUCGCCAUACCACAUGACUCAGAAACACCACCCAUUCUGUCCACUAUACCACCAGAUGAACUUACUCUACCAGCUGUGACGACACCAUUCAUUUUGGCACACGAUGCUAGCGUAAAUGCUUCUGAGCGCACUGUUCGAAGAAAAUUGAAAGAAUUAGAUUUCAAGGCUUGUCGCCCCGCCAGGAAGCCCAAGUUAACAGCUGCAAUGAAAGCAAAGCGCCUGAAGUGGGCCAAACAAUGGCAAGACAAAGAUGUGGACUUCUGGAGAUCGGUCUGCUUCAGUGACGAAAGCACAUUCGAAAUUUUACAAAAUAAAGCUCAGUAUGUGCGUCGUCGUCAUGGAGAAAAGUUUCAUCCUGAUUGUGUCGUCCCGACGGUUAAAUAUCCCACCAAAGUGAUGAUUUGGUCAGCCAUCAGCGGCAAGGGCACUGGACGUCUGUACGUCGUCAAAGGAAUAAUGAGGCAAGAUCAGUAUAAAGAAGUACUGGAAAAUCGGUUGAUUCCGCAGCUCAGAGAAUGGUUUCCAAAUGGGGAACCAUUCACUUUCAUGCAAGAUGGAGCUCCCUGCCACACUGCUCGGUCUGUUAAAGCUUUUUUGGCAGAAAAAAAUAUCCCUCUGUUGGAUUGGCCCGGUAAUAGCCCUGAUAUGAACCCCAUUGAAAAUGUGUGGGAGCUGAUGAAAAGAGAAGUGGCUAAAGAUGUGAUUACCAACAAAACCCAGCUCCUAGAAAAGAUUAUUUAUGUGUGGAAUCAUCAUCCUCAAAUGCAGGAGACAGUACAGUCUUGCAUUGAUAGCAUGCCGCGCAGAAUUAAAGCUUUGAUAGCGGCUAAAGGUGGCUCAACUAAAUAUUGA